AACACAACUACUAUUUAACCCCCUCAUGGCCUCAUCACCCACAUUCCCCUUUCACAUUCUUUAGCUAGCGCAACCAUGGUUCUCUCUUCCCCUUCCCCGUUAAGAACCAAAAAGACCCAAGCCAUUGGCAUCCCAAUCAUCGAUCUCUCCCUUGACACCACCACCUUAUCUCAACGCAUCAUCACGGCCUGUCAAGACUACGGUUUCUUCAAGGUCGUCAACCAUGGAGUCCCCAUUGAAAUCAUCUCCAAAAUGGAGGAAGUUGCUAAUGGUUUCUUCUUCAAGCCUGCCUCUGAAAAACUCAAAGCCAAAUCCAAUCCACCUAGCCCUUUCGGGUAUGGUUGCCGCAGCAUCGGUUUCAAUGGAGAUGUGGGUGAACUUGAAUACCUUCUACUUCAAGCCAACCCUGAUCAGAUUCUCCUUCACUCCGAUACCUUCAAUGUCGUCUCAGACCAACCAACAGAUUUCAGUUGUGCGGUGGAGGAUUACAUCCACGUAGUGAAAGGGUUGACAUGUGGGUUGUUGGAAAUAUUGGCACUUGGGCUUUCGUUAACUGACACAAACAUCUUUAGUCGGUUUAUUGAAGAUGUUGAUAGUGAUUCAUGUUUCCGUAUCAAUCAUUAUCCUGGGGUUAAAACUUCUAAAACUACUCAUGAAUCCAAUAAACCCUCUCAAUCACAUCAACGAAUUGGCUUCGGAGAGCAUUCCGACCCCCAGAUUUUUACCAUUUUGAGGUCAAAUGACGUUCCUGGCCUCCAAAUUUCUACCGUUGACGGUCUCUGGAUACCAGUUAAUGUCGAACCCACCGAUUUUUGCGUCUUUGUUGGAGAUGCAUUAGAGGUUUUGACGAAUGGAAGAUUAAAAAGCGUAAGGCAUAGAGUAAUGGCGAAUAUGUCGAGCAGGUCGAGAUUGUCGAUGAUGUAUUUUGCAGCACCAGCUAUGAACGAAUGGAUAUUUCCGAUCCCACAAAUGAUCUCACCGGGAGAACAAAGACUUUACAAGUCGUUUACGUGGAAUGAGUACAAAAAAGCUGCAUAUUCUCUACGUUUAGGGGACCAAAGAAUCGAUCUUUUUAAGUGUCAUUCGGGUUUAUGAUGAUAAAAUUAAUGUUCUCAUGUAUCUGAGAACAAUAUAUAGGUUAGAG
Messenger RNA from Lactuca saligna, 1144 nucleotides. The record is from the annotation of a GenBank genome assembly. NCBI's taxonomy places the organism in Eukaryota, Viridiplantae, Streptophyta, Magnoliopsida, Asterales, Asteraceae.